AUGAAGAGUCUUAAGGCAAAGUUUAAAAAGAAUGAGAGUCAAGACUGGAGCAAGAGUGAUGAGCGGCUCCUCCAGGCUGUGGAGCAAAACGAAACAGAUAAAGUCUCCGCCCUCAUCCUUAAAAAGGGUCUCUGCCCCACCAAGUUGGAUGCUGAGGGCAAAUCGGCCUUCCAUCAUUGCGUGUCUCGAGGGCACGUCGAUUGUCUGGAGGUCAUCAUCGCUCACGGAGCUGACGUCAAUGUCACAGAUGGUGCCGGCUUUGGCGCCCUUCACCUCGCAGCCAAAAACGGACAGACCGAAUGUUUAAAGAGACUUUUACAGGAGAGAUUGGAAGUAGAUUGCACGGACGCCAUCGGGAGAACGCCCCUCCACCAUGCAGCAAUCAGCGGCUGCGUAACCUGCUCUGAGAUCCUGUGGGACUUUAAAGCCGAUCUUGAUGCGCAAGAUGGGGAUGGAGCCACCGCCCUCAUUCUGGCAGCGCAGAUGAGUCGAGCGGAGCUUUGCGUCUUUUUGCUGGGUCGAGGUGCCAACGCAAACAUUCAGGACAACCAGGGGAGGUCUGCCUUAAUGUUGGCCUGCGAGAGCGACAGCGCAGAAACGGUAGCCGUCCUACUGAGGGGCGGGGCCAACACGCAGCUGGUCGACGGCCUCGGAAACAAGGCGGAAGACUACAGCCCUGAUAGCCAUCGCAUUGUGCACAUGUUGCAAAAUGGAGCGCCUCCUGGUACGACGCCCCAAAACAACUCACGGGCCUUAAAGCUGGUGCAAGGGGGGAGUAGCCCUCGCAAAAGGAAAGCCCCACCCCCACCACGUGCUCCUCUCCAGGUACUGGGUUUACCACCCGCCCCUCACGCACGCAGUCCCGCUCCCCCCGUUGAGUCGCCCGAGCCCCCUGCUCAGUCGCCUUCUCCUCAGCCUCCAGAAUUGCAUCAGGUUAGUGGGCUCUUUUAGGUGGAAGAUGAGGAAGUGUUUGAGGAGAUUCGGCGACUACGUCUCGAACGAGGUCGCCUCCUCCAGAAAAUAAAAGCCUUGGAGCAGCAGCAGCAGAGCGCCCUCUCUGCCUUGGAGGAGCUGUCCCGGCUAAAACAGUGCCUAAAAGAGGCAGAGGCUGAGAGGGACAAAUUGAUCGAGGAGCUAAAGGGAGUCCAAGGCGUCGGAACGAGUGACUCUGAAGAUAUGGAGGAAAUGUUUGACUUCCAAGAGAGGUUGCUCUCCAAGCGUUCCAGAGCCUCACCUGCUCGUGCCGAGACCUCCUCGGACGCAGAAUCGGCCAGCCCGUCUCCUGCCCCCGCUCAGCGUGGAACUGCGGAAGAACUACACCAAAAAAUAGAAGAGCUUACAUCACAGAAUGUCGAGCUUGUUCUCAAAGUUCAGAUGCUGGAGAUGUUUGAGAAGGACGACACCAACAUGGAAAGCCCCGGUGCGGACUUUGUCCCCAUCGCACAGUAUGAGACAAUUAGGAAGGAGUUUGAAGCCCUACAAGAGCGCUUCUCAUUGGCUCAAGCGGCCAACGAGGAGUCUGGUGAGGUGGAGGAAUGUGGUGUUGAAACAUCUCAGGUUGGAUUUUCAGAGAAUCCAGAGGCUCUAAAGGAGAAGCUGCAAGGCCUGCAGGCCCUGUUGGCUUCCUCUCAGUCAGAGCUGGAUCAGCUAAAGGAGCAAAUGCGUCUUGGGGUGUUGUCCGUGGAGUGUGCCCAAGGGGACACAGGAGGAGCAGGUGCUAGCUGGGUUCCAGACUCGGCGGCCCAGCAGCUGAGGGUAAGAGUAGGCGAGUUGGAGGAGGAGCUUAGCCAGAGCCGUGCCAAAACGGUCGCCCGGACCUCUGAGGACGCUGACAGAAUCAAACAGCUGAAAGAGCGAGUUGAGCAGCUUCAAGUCGCUCUGGUCCAGAAAAGGUCUGCGGGCGACAAGGACUGGACAGACUCUGGCGCAGAAGAGCAAAGGGAAAACGUGGCUGAGCUGGAGGCGAGCGUUAUACAGGGAGGGAGCACGUCGGGAGGCCCGGGACUGAAUGGAGAUCAGGUUCGGCGCCUUCAGGAACGUGUGGGCGAGCUGGAGGAUGAGCUGAAGAAGUGUGUGCCACGGUCAGACCUGGAGGAGGUGCAGGUCACCCUAAGCCUCCAGUGUGAACAGCUGGCCAGGGAGAGAGCGGAGGUGGCGAGGAAGCUCAAUGAUGCCCUCCUGCAGUUGGAGAGACUGAGGCCUCCCAUAAAUGGCGACGACGAGGAUGAAGAAGAAGAGCACUCGGAGAGCUCGGAGCUCUCAGUCACAUCAGAACGCUCCAGACGUACGCUGGCCGCCGUUCGCGAAGAGCUGGAGGUGGCCCGACAGGAAGCCGCCCAAGCUCUUGACUGCUUAUGUGCCGAGCGAGAGAGCCGUGCCCACGACGCCCUGCACUUGAAGGAUGUUGUGCCUCUGGCCAAGCACAAAGAGGCGCUGGCCGCCGUGUCGGAGCAGCUUGCCCAAACCCUACAGGAGCUUCAGCAGGAAAAGGCGCAGCGGGCAGAGACCGAAGAACAGGCGGCCAUAUUAGAAGCCAAAGUAGAGGCCAUGCAUGAGGCUGUUCCCAAAGAGGAGCAUGACAAAAUCAAGGCAGAGCUCCAGCGCUCCCUGCAGGCCAGCGAGAGUAGUGCCGCAGCAGCUCAAGAGGCUCUGAGUGACAAAGAAACAGAGCUGAGGCAGCUCAAGUCAGAAAAGGCCGCCCAGCAGGGUCUUAUCUCCAAGGAAGACCACGAGGCCCUGCGGCUGUCCAUGCAGGCCGAUAUAAACGCCAUGGCGGCCCGCUUCAACGACCUCACGCGUAAACACGAGAAGACCUGCACUGAGGUGUUCCAAGUGCAGCGGGAGGCUCUUUUUAACAAGAGCGAGCGACAGGCGGCAGAGACUCAGUUGGUUGCUGUGCAACAGCAGCUUCAAGAACUGCAAGCCAAGUCCAGUCAUGUCCAGGAACUCCAAAAUAACAUCCAGGAAUCUCAAGGCCUUGUCAAGGAGAAGGACCGCAAGAUAACAGAGCUAUCUAAGGAGGUGUUCCGGCUAAGAGAGGCACUUGGCUCUCUGUCGCCCCCUCUUGGCAUCAUGUCUUCCAGUUCUAACACGCAUCAAGCGAACCCGGGACAGCAAAUGGCACUACAGAACAGAAUCGCCAUACUCAACCAACAGCUCCAGGAUUGUGAACGAAAGCACAAACAGGUGGUGGCUGUGUAUCGUUCUCAUUUACUGGCUGCCGUGCAGGGUCGUAUGGAUGAAGAGGUGCAACGUCUUCUCCUGCAAAUCCUCAGAAUGAGCCAACAGGGUCAUUAACAUCCAUGUCAUCCAUCUUUAUAGCUCAUUAUAUCAAGCAAGCACAAGUGUACAACGAUGCCUUUCAAGGAACCCAUGUCUGGAAUUUAACGUUAAUUCCACCAUUAAUUCAACUUUGAUAAUGUAAACAGGUAAUGCUGAAUUGUCAAAGUUUUGGCCUAUGACAGGAAUUCCCCCAAACUGUCCAAAAUUAUUUUUUUACUACGAAUAAUGUGUAGUUGUUCAUCCAUGCCAGCAAUAUAGUGACAUAAGUGUGGUAUGCCUUUUAUAAAAAGCCAAUGUGUUUAUUUUUAGAAGAUAUUGUGAGAUUGACCUACUUUUUUUUUUUUUUUUUUU
This is a messenger RNA of Syngnathus acus (greater pipefish), 3633 nucleotides long. RefSeq names its product ankyrin repeat domain 24 (gene ankrd24). Gene Ontology annotation, molecular function: actin binding. NCBI's taxonomy places the organism in Eukaryota, Metazoa, Chordata, Actinopteri, Syngnathiformes, Syngnathidae. The record is from RefSeq and is a predicted model, not a curated record. The transcript has 20 exons.